AUGCUGUCUCAAGCCAUGGGCUUUUGGGGAAUACUUCUGGUUUGGGUCUGCCUGGAGGAAAGCUGGGGACAGGAACAAACCAGAUUCAUCAUUUCAGCACCAGUGGUCUUCCAUGUCGGAGUGUCAGAAAACAUCACAGUCCAAGCCCAUGGCCACACUGAUGCCUUUGACGCGACCAUCUCUGUAAAAAGCUAUCCUGAUGAAAAUGUCUGUUACUCUUCGGGCUCUGUUAAUUUAUCACCAGAAAAUAAAUUCCAAAACUCUACAGUAUUAACAAUUCAGGCCCAACAGUUGUCUGAAGGACAAAGCUCGUUUUCAUUUGUGUAUUUGGAAGUUGUGUCAAAGUAUUUUUCAAAAUCAGAAAAAAAGCCAAUCAUCUAUGACAAUGGCUCUCUCUUCAUUCACACUGACAAGCCUGUGUAUACCCCACAGCAGCCCGGUAGAGUAUUUGUUUCUUCUUUCAGGAGAGAAUUGACAUAA
Molecule: messenger RNA, 480 nt
Organism: Onychomys torridus (southern grasshopper mouse)
Lineage: Eukaryota; Metazoa; Chordata; Mammalia; Rodentia; Cricetidae
Product: complement C5-like
Exons: 3
Coding region: 1-480 (159 amino acids)
Source: RefSeq, a predicted model, not a curated record